GAUCGCGCGAUCAAGUGUCUUGGCCGCGGAGUUGGCAACCUGCGAGUCUCACCCUUUUGGCCCAGUCAGUUCUGUUUCGGAUUUGCUAGCGUUACGUCGAGCUUCAAAAAGUGUCUCCGCUGCCGUUGGUGUUCUAGGUGUUCAGAGUCUCCAGUGAAGUGCUCCUACGCUGGUGAUACUUUGUGUGUUCUUGAUACAUAUGUGAUUUUAAAGAUUUGAUAACAUUGGUGAUUUUAAAGAUUUUAAUAAAAUAUCGCGAAAAGUGAAAUCAAUCUUGUGAAAAAAAAUUGAAAUAGUUCAUAUCUAGAAAAGUACAGGGAAAAAGUGGCAUUCUAGGAAAAUCAUGCAAAAGCUGUUCUAAAACUGAACAAGUGACCGCCGAAGAAGAUCAGUGUGUAGCCAUGGAAACGCCAUCAACCAGCUCGUCGGAGGGCCCGAAGCGUCACAGCCUGACCGUGUACAAUGAAAACGAAAGUGAAGUCUCUAAGCUGUCCCGCUCCCGUAGCCCAUCUCCGCAGCUACCCUACAAGGGUCCGAAAAAAGUUUCUUUUUCCAACGAAUUGCCCGGUACAUCCUCGGAUCCGACCUUAACCCAGAAAGGUGAAAGUGUCAAACUGUCCCAUUUCGAUGUGAACCCGUUUGUAUUUUUGCAGCAGAAAAAUGAUUCCUAUUUGAAUGAUUUACAUCAGAGAGGUGAUACUGUAGAUUCCGUUGUGGUGUCCAGUUCGGACGUGUUCCCGAACCAGCGAAAAGUCUCGCUACACGGGGCGGAUGAAAGUGAAACCGUUGACCCUGAACCGAAGCCACCUACGUCGAUCUUGAAACCCAGUGACCCAGUUUCCAGGCAACCGCCAACCGACAACUUUGAUCCCAUUUCCGCUGGAUUGGUGAAUGACAUAAGGGUUCAAAGCAUGAUCGUGAAUGAUUCAAUUUCCGGGAAGAAGCAAAAUUUGGCCGAUAGUGAUAAAAUUGAAAAAAGUGUUGUCGUGGCCAGUGGUCCGGCCGUUAGUGCGAUGGAGCUGGAAGUGAAGCGUGAUAAACGUCGCUGGUUGCUGAUUUCCGAGUUGAGUGCCAUUUUUGGUGAAGAAAAGCACUCCGUCGAUGGGUUCAAGCGAAUUUUCCGAGAACAGACGUUCCUGCAGAACCUGUUUCGGCUGUUUGACAUGGAUAACGAGAGCUGCCUGGCGCAGGAUAAGUGGAUCGAGCAUCUUAAAGGAAGAUUGACGGACGAAAAACAGAUUGAUUUCGCCGAGCAGAUCGAGUCGGUGGCGUACGUGCUUUGCGGCGAGGGAACAGUAAGCUAUGAAAAGUUUUGCCAAAUAUGGCACGCCAAGGGGAUCUUGGACAAGCUGUACCGGCUAAUCGAUGUGGAUUCGACCAACCUCCUAUCAACCAAUCAAAUCAUGGAGUUCAUCUCGAAUCUUACCAACUCAAGGCCACGGACCGGUUUCGAUAAAUCUUCCCUGGAGCGUCUGGAGCAACUCUUCAUCAAAACGGUUGGAAACGAAAAGGAAAUCCGGCGGGAAGAGUUCAAAAAGAUCGUGACAUCCAAAAAUCCUUUCUUCACGGAGCGUGUGUUUCAGAUCUUCGACAAGGACAACUCCGGCUCAAUUUCACUACAAGAGUUUAUCGAUGCCAUUCAUCAGUUUGCCGGCCAGUCUGCAGAGGAUAAAAUUAAAUUUUUAUUCAAAGUAUAUGAUUUAGAUGGUGAUGGACUAAUUCAGCAUCUAGAGCUACAGCACGUGAUGCGAGCAUGUAUGGAGGAAAACGGUAUGCGGUUCUCAGAAGAUCAGAUCGAAGAUUUGACCAUGGCAAUGUUUGAAGACGCCGACAAGUUCAAUCGGGGCGCUAUCACCUACGAGGCACUCAAAAGUCAGCUGGAGAAGCACGGUGGGCUGUUGGAAAAUUUGAGUAUAAGCAUCGACCGGUGGCUGGUUCCACUGCCCCAGGAGGACAGCACCAGGAAGAAGCAAAGAAAGAAACCACUGCCGCAUCAGUUGACGGCGCCUUACAUCAAGAAUAAUUACGUGUAUCUGGCGUUUCUGGCUAUCUUCACCGUGAUCAACGUGGGCCUGUUCAUCUCGCGUGCGAUUCAGUAUCGUAAAAGCAACGGAUUUGUCAUACUGGCGCGAGCGUGCGGUCAAUGUUUGAACUUCAACUGUGCCUUCAUCCUGGUACUGAUGCUACGGCAAAGUAUCACUUUUCUACGGACACGCGGUUUCAGCACCCUUUUACCACUGGACCAGCACAUCUAUCUGCACAAGCUGACUGGAGUGCUGGUGGCCGCCUAUAGCUUACUCCACACCAUCAUGCAUCUGUUCAACUUUACUACGAUUGUCGUGAACGAUCCAGUCGUCAAUGCGAAGAAUUUCACCACGGCAGAAUGGCUAUUCACCGCAAGACCCGGUCUGUUCGGCCUAGUUGGAGGUUGUGCGAAUCCAACCGGAAUCGCACUGGUAUUCAUCCUGCUGGUUAUGUUCAUCUGCUCGCAGCCUUUCGUUCGACGUAGAGGAAGCUUCGAAGUAUUCUACUGGACUCACCUGCUGUACAUUCCCUUCUGGAUACUGGCUCUAUUUCACGGUCCAAAUUUCUGGAAGUGGUUUAUCGUACCCGGAGCCAUCUAUCUAGUGGAGCGAACCGUUAGAUUAGUUUGGAUGCGAACACAGCAUGGCAAGACGUAUAUCUCUUCAGGGCUGCUGUUGCCAUCCAAGGUCACUCAUCUAGUCAUCAAGCGGCCGCUACACUUCUGCUUCCGGCCAGGCGACUAUGUCUUCGUAAACAUUCCUGUUAUUGCCAAGUACGAGUGGCAUCCGUUUACGCUGAGUAGUGCACCUGAACAGGAAGACUACAUCUGGCUGCACAUCCGAGGUGUAGGAGAAUGGACGAACCGACUUCACAGUUUCUUUGAGAGAGAACAAGAACGAUUACACAACGGAGAGAUUCCAGCGGUCAUAGCUGGCUGUUCGACCAGUCCGUGUUCCUCGACCAGUUUGGUCGUACAGGAGAAACCCAAGGAACUACCAAUGAAAUUUUCAACAGGCAUCCCUAAAAGCGCCAGUGUAGACUCUCCGUUGGCCAAAAGUACGGAGAACGCUUUCGACAAACCUCUAAUGAACAAGCGAGCACCUCCCGGGACGUCCAAACUUGCGAUGGAAAGCUACACUGCUCCCAAACCAAAUGCGCCACCCAAAUUCGAUAGACAGAUCUCGGAGAAUAAGGCCAUCAAAAAGAUUCAAGCUACACUACAUAGAACAUUCUCUAGGAAAGAUCAGUUACGGGGCAAUGGAUUUACGAAUGAUGCCUUCACCGGUGACGAUGGACUGGAUGAACCCAAGCGCAAGGUAACUCCAGAGCACAAUCUGCAUAAAUUGCUCUUUCAGCAAAAAGUGCCUCUGGAAAAAUCACUGUCCAUGCCAGACAUUCAAAAUAAGAUGAAAAAGCGAGAACGAAUGAUGGUUUUGCGCGAAUAUAUGCGCUCCGAGUCCGAACGAUCCUUCGACGAAGUCCAGAUCCGCAAAGCCCGUCUACAGUCGCUAGGUUUGGCUUACCUUAGUCCCCAGAACAAAUCCCUAGCUCAAAGUUUCCGUUACAUGCGCAACAAACCAACCAUCAUUGCGUUCAAAACUCCCAGUCUGGAAAACUGUGAACCACGAGAUUCAACCAAUUCCAUGGUCGUAUCUCCGGGAAUAUUUACCCAGAAAGAAGCAGAAGAAGGAAAAAUCCUUCAUCGUAACGGUCCCGCACCAAACGACAAACAAGGUGCUACUGACGAGGAUAAACUACAACGACCGGUGAACUACCCGGUGGGGAAACCGCUAGAAAUCUACAUUGAUGGCCCCUACGGAGCACCCUCGAGUCACAUUUUCCAGGCGCAGCAUGCCAUCCUGAUAGCUACUGGAAUCGGAGUGACACCGUUUGCCUCGAUCCUGCAGUCAAUCAUGCACCGAUACUGGAAGGCACGACACUGCUGUCCACGCUGCAAUUUCGAGUGGUCCAGCGAAAUUCCCCCCACCAUAAUGAACCUUCGGAAGGUGGACUUUUUCUGGAUCAACAGGGAUCAGCGAUCGUUCGAGUGGUUUGUUAAUCUGCUGUCCCAGCUUGAGAUAGAACAAGCCGAACUGGGCGGUGCGAUGGAACGGUUUCUGGAGAUGCACAUGUACAUCACCAGUGCACUACAGAAGACGGACAUGAAGGCGGUCGGGCUGCAGCUGGCGCUGGAUUUGCUGCACCAGAAGGAAAAACGUGACCUCAUCACUGGUCUCAAAACGCGUACCAACGCCGGCCGGCCGAACUGGGACAAGGUGUUCAAACAAAUACAAGACCAGAAAAAGGGCAAAGUAAUCGUAUUCUACUGCGGACCACCCCAGCUGGCUAAAACACUGCGCUACAAGUGCGACCAGUUUGGCUUCCAAUUUCGCAAAGAAGUUUUCUAGAUGCCUAAGCACAGGCGUUAUCGUCAUCUUGAUAUUCACCGUUUGAUCAUAAAAUGUUAUACUAUUCCUGAUUCACCAACUGUAAAUUACUGACUUUAUACUAGCUGACCUAAUCACUGUGUAUGUAAUGUAAUAAAGCGAUUUAAUUUAUUGAUCCUCCCGUAGUUUCAAGUAUCCGUUCUUUCAAAGUAAAUAGAUAUUAUUCAAAUACCUGU
Messenger RNA from Topomyia yanbarensis, 4648 nucleotides. It is a transcript of the gene Nox, whose product is annotated as NADPH oxidase 5. The record is from RefSeq and is a predicted model, not a curated record. Gene Ontology annotation, biological process: defense response; superoxide anion generation. Gene Ontology annotation, molecular function: calcium ion binding; superoxide-generating NAD(P)H oxidase activity. The transcript has 16 exons. The coding region runs from base 402 to 4433 and encodes 1343 amino acids. Gene Ontology annotation, cellular component: plasma membrane; NADPH oxidase complex. NCBI's taxonomy places the organism in Eukaryota, Metazoa, Arthropoda, Insecta, Diptera, Culicidae.